AUGGGGCGGCCGGCCCGCAGCCUGGCUUCGCUCCGGCUGCUGCUGCUCCUGGCGCUGGGGCACGCCUGGACUUACCGGGAGGAGCCGCAGGACGGCGACAGGGAAGUCUGCUCGGAGAACAAAAUCGCCACCACCCGCUACCCGUGCCUGAAGCCCACGGGCGAGCUCACCACCUGCUUCAGGAAAAAAUGCUGUAAGGGUUAUAAAUUUGUUCUUGGACAGUGCAUCCCUGAAGACUAUGAUGUGUGUGCUGAAGCUCCUUGUGAACAGCAGUGCACGGAUAACUUCGGACGAGUGCUGUGCACUUGCUAUCCUGGGUACCGCUACGAUCGGGAGAGACACAGGAACAGGGAGAAGCCGUAUUGCCUGGACAUCGAUGAGUGUGCCGCCAGCAAUGGGACACUGUGCUCACAGAUCUGCGUCAACACUGUGGGCAGCUACAGGUGUGAGUGCCACGAAGGCUACACCCGGGGGGAGGAUGGCAGGACGUGCACCAAGGGAGAUAAAGCUGGACUUUCUGAGAAAUCUGAAAACGUGGCAAAACCAGGGACAUGCUGUGCCUCUUGUAAGGAAUUUCAUCAAAUAAAGCAGACGGUUUUACAACUGAAGCAAAAGGUUGCUUUGCUACCAAAUAAUGCUGCUGAUCUUAGCAAGCAAAUCACUGGUGAAAAAGUGCUUGCAUCUAAUGCAUAUAUCCCUGGCCCCCCGGGACAGCCUGGCCAACAAGGUCCUCCAGGGGCACCAGGACCAAAAGGAAGUCAAGGAGUUCCUGGGUCACCUGGACCACCUGGACAGCCAGGCCCCCGGGGAUCAAUGGGACCCAUGGGCCCAUCUCCAGAUAUAUCCCACAUUAAACAGGGCAGACGGGGCCCCGUGGGCCCACCUGGAGCACCAGGGAGAGACGGUAGCAAGGGGGAGCGAGGUGCACCAGGACCAAAAGGGAUACCUGGCCCACCAGGUUCGUUUGACUUCCUAUUGCUGAUGAUGGCAGACAUCAGAAAUGACAUCGCAGAGCUGCAGGAGAGAGUGUUUGGACGGAGGACUCAUUCAUCAACAGAGGAGUUUCCAUUACCUCAGGAAUUUACAAACUAUCAUGACACAGUAGAUUUUGGAUCUGGAGAAGACUACAAAUCACGGGCAGCACCCAGAGACUCCAGGAUACAGAAGGCAGCCCAUCCUUAGCUAUGCCUACUGAAAAGUAGAGCCCCUCUAGAGAUCUUUGUCACAAAAAUGCACUGACAAUGUAAAAUAUAUAUAGAUUAUUUCCCGUUCUUUCUCUUUGCUUUUCCCUAACCAUGCUGCCUGUACUGUAGCUUUCCCAGUUCAUGAUGGCCUCCUUGCAGUAAUUUUAUACCUUCAAGCCUGCACUGUGCACUGUAUGUAGUUUAUCAGGAAAACCUUCUUAAUGCGUAGGGCUAGCAUGAAUCAAGGCAAGAGCUAGCUAGUGGUGCAGACAACAGUAUCUCAUCUGCCUACCUGUGGUUCUGUGUCCAAAUGACCCAGUACCAAAUUUUUCAAGGGGUAGAGAGGUGAGAGAGGUAGCUGAACAUCAUCCCUGAAAGACAUCAGUCAUGAAAGUCUAGGUUCACAUUUACUUUAUACUUGUAAAUGAGUUAUUCCACUGAACACAAGUCUCCAGCUAGUGUCCCCAAGCUUAGGAGAGUGUGAAAGGUGGAUCUCUCUUUCACAGCAGGGGCCAGGAGUCUCCUGUUAUGCUUCACCAUGACAGAAAAAGAAAUUGAGAUGAAGCAGUGAUGCUCGUUGAUCAAGAAAUUAUGUGGCUUGCAGUUGAUAGAGAAUUGUGCAAAAGCAGUCAAGAAGACAUCUUUGCCUAAACUAACCAUUCUUUCACUGCUUAGCGUGAAACCCAGUUCUCUUUCUCAGCAGGUUCAUACUGAAUACAUUUUCACAUAGAUGAGCAAAAGAACAGGGAUAAAGCAGGAAAAGCAAGCAUAUAUCAAUCAAGUUGGCUUAUUGGCAAGCACAAAUAUCUCAACCUUGCAGAAAGUCAAGAUUCUGACCUCCUGCAAGUGCUUGUCUUCCUUGGUGAAAUGCUAACUCAAUUUUAUUUGAUCCAAGUAAAACUGAGACCAGAGAGAGGCCUCGUUUGCAAAGAGCUUCCAUCUGUUUUGUUCCUUUGCUGCAUGAGAGCAACCUAAAUGGCAUUCACAGAACUGGAACACAAGAGUUGCAGUGUGUUUGGCUGGGUAUAUGAGGAGUGUGGGUAGGUGCAGGAGUGCACAUGACGAAACAUUUCACAUGGUACAAGUACAGCUAAGGUGAGGCACUGCACAUGGCAUCCUGUAUUUGUGAAGACGGAUGAAAGGGAGUGCCCUUUUUUUACACUGGAAAAUGGGAUGCAGGAGUUAAGACCAUACCUCACGGAUGAUGCAUGUUAACUUUUUUAUGGGGAUUUUCUCAGCUGCUGAGGACUUUGCCAUGCUUAGAAGAUAAAGUAGUAUAUUAAGCACCAAACUUCAGUGUUGUAUCUGCGUAGCUGCUACUUCCACAAGAUGUUUAGUGCUGGGUCCUGUCCACAUCACAAAUGCAUUUAUUGUGCCAUGUUUUCCAUGGCUUGCAAGUUCUAGUAGAAUAAAUACUGGUAAAAACAUAAGGAGGUCCUUUUCAAAUAAUCUGUAAAGUUUUGGAUCCCCUUCCAUAUUCUCUUGGCCAAAAGACAGUUGGUGUAAUCCCUACACCACCAAAACAGGUCAUGUUGUAUAAACAGCUGGCUGUCGAGACCUUCCAUAUCUUUUGUAUAUUAUCUUAAGAGGAUUUUCUUCAUUCCUGUAAUUGUUUCACAACUUUUCACUAUCAGUAUGCCACAAGCAAGAGCAUUAGGUUAGAACAUUAAUGUUCUUUAUUCCUCUUCACACUAUACGCAUAUCAGUAUUUACACAGCAAUGACUAAGCCACUGGUCUAAGAUAAGCUAAGGAAAAAUGAGUGCACUCAGCCUCUGGUCUUUGGGCUUCUCUUCUGAAAGCACCUCACCCAGCAGCUGCAGAUCCAAGUAAUCUUAUGAAGGAGGUAAUGGGGAUAUCAGUGAGACGUGAGGAAGGAACUUCUGGCCAAAGAAAGGGUGUUCUUACAUAAAGCAGACUGAAAGAAACUUCUGAAUCAGCAUUAAUUGAGGCAUGUAUGUAUUAUUUUCUAAAAUUCAAAGAGGCAACUGGGUACAAAUUAUGUAGUUCAUGAAUAUGCAGUAAGUACAAUUGUUAAAUGUCUGACUAUGUAUUUGUAACUGUUGCAAAUUAUCUAACUCUUGCAUAUGUUCACCACCACCACCCAUGAGCUUCUGGACCAGGUUGAUUUCCACUACAGAAUUAGAAGCUGCGAUUGUUUGAACCACCAGAUAUUGAGCAAUGAAUUAAAUGAGUUACUUCCUCCAUGCUGACUAAAUUCUAUUGCCCACUGCACACAAAAAGGCACUUAUUUGAGUUCUCAGCUCUGCUUUUCUGAAUAUAUACAAAUAGCAUUUCCUACAGUCUGACAACUGAAUUCAGGGGAAUGCAGUAAUUGCCCUGCCUUGCAUAAGUAUUCAGGGAAGAGAAAUUCUGAUACUACACCAGAAAAAAAAGGUAAAAUACAUGCCUUGUUGUAAGUGCAGAAGCUGUCCCACAAACUUGAGAGCAUAAAUAGGGCACAUUUUUACAUGCCUUUCUCAAUAACUUCUCUUUCUGUAGUCAGCAUCAUGGUUUUUUUCACAGUCCAGAGCUGUUUCUUUCCAGCAUACAUGCUUUCUCCAUAAAAAUGGUGAAGGAAAGAGCAACUUGGGUUUGUCACAGAAUCACUACACUUGUCCUUGUGCCUCACCUUCUUUCCACAGACUCCUUGCCCCAAAGUGCUGUUGGCUGAGUCCCAGCAGCAAGGAGAAGAUGCUGUGGUAAGGACACAUUCACUCCACAGGACAGAGGAAUGCCUCUAGCAGGGAGAGCUCCUCUGAAUAAAGCUGGCUGGGAAGGAUCAGCCUUGUGUCUGAGAACCUCUGUGCACAACUUUAUCAUUUUAUUUCUCAUUAACUGUAUGAUAACUUGCAUAACACAUUGUAUCAGAACCAUUUCACUACAGUUCCUAGAGAAACACAUGCAGAAGCUCACAAAAAUGAAGCUUUCUUAAGCACACCCAAACUUUUAUAGACACAGAUCAGAAGAGACAUCUCCAGUUUUAAGCAGUUACUAGAGAGAAGAAAGCCAUCAGCUUAUAAAUUAUUUAUUUCUCUAUAGCUCCAAAAGUAAUAACCCAAGAAGAAUGCAGUAACAUCUAUAAUCAUGUCCAGUUUCGUUACUAGGCUCACGCACGUGACAACUUUGUUUCGUAUAAAUACUAUGUAUAGUUUUAUUAGAAAGAAAUAUUAUUUUGAUGUUAAGACAUCAAGUUAUAAGCAGAAGGAUAAUAAAGAGGUUGUUAUUUUAUUAACAUUGGAAAUAUAUUUAAUGGAAACAUUUGCAAGAGUGUGUAGUGAUGGGGAAAUACUGACUGUUAAAAGGUUUAACAAAAACAUAAACCUCCCAGGGACAUACGGGAUUAGUCUUCCUUGCAAAACUAGAAUACUGACACAUAACAAUUCUUACAUGGUGAGGUUAAACCAGAAAAAGGAGAGGAAAAUUGAAUGUGUACAGAAUUAUGACAAUCCCUGGAGUUAUUUUUGGUCCUGGUUUGAAUAACAUUUUUCUCACAAGUAUUUCAGAGUUAACAUGUUUAGCCCCAGAGAAGCAACAAAAGAUGGGGUCCAAAAAUUUGUUAAUUUCACUUAAGAUCGAUAUGUUUGUUCCUAUUACGCAUUCCAGUAACUAUACUGUUCACUUUAUUUAUAUACAAAAUACUAAAAUGUGUAUAAAAUGAUUGUGAUUUUAUGAUGUAUUCGUAAUAACAAAGAUAUUUUUUCUUA
Molecule: messenger RNA, 4889 nt
Organism: Centrocercus urophasianus (Greater sage-grouse)
Lineage: Eukaryota; Metazoa; Chordata; Aves; Galliformes; Phasianidae
Gene: CCBE1
Product: collagen and calcium binding EGF domains 1
Exons: 11
Coding region: 1-1182 (393 amino acids)
Molecular function (GO): calcium ion binding
Source: RefSeq, a predicted model, not a curated record